Dendrobium catenatum is the source of this 1939-nucleotide messenger RNA. Its product is annotated as lariat debranching enzyme. NCBI's taxonomy places the organism in Eukaryota, Viridiplantae, Streptophyta, Magnoliopsida, Asparagales, Orchidaceae. The coding region runs from base 170 to 1453 and encodes 427 amino acids. The transcript is spliced from 12 exons. Gene Ontology annotation, biological process: mRNA splicing, via spliceosome. The record is from RefSeq and is a predicted model, not a curated record. Gene Ontology annotation, cellular component: nucleus. Gene Ontology annotation, molecular function: RNA lariat debranching enzyme activity.
UGCUUUUUCCCUUCUCGAACGAUCUCUAGAGCUCAAGCCUAAUAUCUGCGACUCUUCGGCGCCGGCGGUAUAAAUCUUCCUCAGCAGGUACGAGUGCUAGAAGAUCCUUGCGCAGUCAUCUCAUCUCGUUGAAUCCGCUUUUUUGUACCUAGGGUUUCAAAAGAUAACUAUGAAGAUAGCCGUGGAGGGUUGCAUGCAUGGAGAUCUUGACAAGGUUUAUGCUACGCUUAAGCGCUUGGAGGAAGCAGAGAGUACGAAGAUAGACCUACUCUUAUGCUGCGGGGACUUUCAGGCUGUUAGAAAUGAAGAAGAUCUAAAAAGCUUAAAUGUGCCACCAAAGUAUCGCCAUAUGAAUUCAUUUUGGAAGUACUAUUCUGGACAAGUGAAAGCUCCAUAUCCAACUAUUUUUAUUGGUGGGAACCACGAGGCCUCCAAUUAUUUGUGGGAAUUGUACUAUGGAGGAUGGGCAGCACCCAAUAUAUAUUUCUUGGGGUUUUCUGGAGUGAUCAAAUUUGGUAACAUCCGUAUUGGUGGGCUUUCUGGUAUUUACAAAUCCAAGGAUUACUACUUAGGUCACCAUGAGAGGCCUCCAUAUGAUGAUAACAAUAUUCGAUCUGUAUACCAUGUACGGCAGUAUGAUGUGCUGAAGCUGAUGCAUGUUGCGGAACCGAUAGAUAUUUUCCUGUCACAUGAUUGGCCUCUUGGGAUCACUGAUUAUGGAAACUGGGAAAAACUUGUUCAACAGAAGCCUUAUUUUAAAGAAGAGGUAAGGUUGAAAACCCUUGGCAGUAAACCAGCAGCAGAGCUGCUUGAUAAACUGAAACCACCUUAUUGGUUUUCAGCUCAUCUUCAUUGUAGAUUUCCAGCAAUCAUCCAGCAUGGAGAAAAUGGACCUAUCACCAAGUUUCUUGCACUUGAUAAGUGCCUUCCUGGGCGCAGGUUCCUGCAGAUCAUUGAAAUAAAAUCGGACCCUGGACCUCCCGAGAUUCAAUAUGACGAGGAGUGGCUUGCUAUUACACGAAAAUUUAACAACAUAUUCCAUUUAUCUCGGGAGUACUUACGCCUUAAGAGCGACCAUCUUGACAAUCAAGAUUCUCGAUAUUGGGUGAAGAACAAGUUGAAUGUUAGAGGGGCAAAGCCUUUUGAGUUCUCACAGACGGUACCUUCAUUUGAUCCAAAUAAGCCAGGCUCCACUGUGCCAUCCGGUCAUCACCGAAAUCCACAAACAGAAUCUUUUUUGCAGUUUUUAGAGCUUCCAUAUCUUCUUGAUAUCACAGAUGAACUCAGCACACCAAAAAGAAUCUCAGAAUUUUCCAGCCCCUUAGUUAUUCACAGUCAGAAACACCUAGAUGGUGAAGAAGAUGACGAUGAUGCUCAUGGAGAUGAUGUGGAUGAACUUGAAGAACUUGCCGCAUAUGUUUUGACUUCAGGUCCUGGUGCUUACUUGCAGUGAAUGAUACGCAGUGAUAGGACGGCCCCCUUAAUUUCAAGGUGGAAUUAGGAAAUGAACCUUAUUCAUCGAAGAAUGAAUUACCCAGCUGUAAAGCGACGACAGUGGGAGCAGCUAAGAAAAUUGCAUGUUGUCUCUCCCGCAAUAAGAGGCUAUUCGGAUUCUGUGCAAUCUUCUUCACCUAAAAUCCUGGCCACAAGGACUUGGCUUUUAGAGUUGCAAAGCAAAUGCCUCUGCUGGAUUCGUUUUUUUUUUUUUUUUUCUUUAACAUUAACAUAUUAAAUAAACCGUGCAAAGCUUAAUAAUAAAGUAGUAGUCCUUCAUAUCAGAUUUAUUUACAGCGUUAUCUCCAAAGGCUAUGAGAUUCUUGCUUGUCCUUUUUUAAAUUGCUUGUACAUAUGGAUAUGUGAACGAAGAACAAAUACAUAUAUGUUGACUGUGGGCCUGUGGCCCAUGUGAUUUGAGGUAAAGUGUGCUUUUUUGGGGUUA